GGUGUCAGGGAGGCGGUGGCUUCAGAGAUGGCAGUGAGAGAGAGGAGGGGGCUCCGCGGCGGGAGCCCCGGGGAGGGGGGGCAGCUGCUGCUGUUGGGCAGCUGCUCCGGGCGCAUCCACCAGCUGGCGCUGACGGGGGAGAAGCGAGCAGACAUUCAGCUCAACAGCUUCGGUUUCUACACCAAUGGCUCCCUGGAGGUGAACUUGAGCCUUCUGCGGCUGGGCCUCCAGGAGACAGAAGAGAAGACCCCGCUGGUGGGCUUCAGUCUGAGCCGGGUUCGAUCUGGCACCAUUCGCUCCUACUCCGCCCGGGAUUCCCAGGACUGCCCUCUCCAGAAAAACAGUAGCAACUUCCUGGUCUUGUUUCUCAUCAACACUAAAGAUCUCCAGGUCCAGGUGCGGAAAUAUGGAGAACAGAAGAAAUUGCUUAUCUCUCCUGGGCUCCUCCCUGAAGCUCCCUCCAAACUGGGGCUUCCGAAGCCAGAGUCCACGGUCAUCCCGAAAGCGGACAGCGGGGCCGCCAAACCCAACAAGGUCACUCCAAAACCUGCAGUGUCUGAGGGCCCCAGCGGGGAGGACAAGGAGCUGGUGCUAGGCCUGAGCCACCAGAACAACUCCUACAACUUCAGCUUCCACGUGGUGAUCGGCUCUCAAGCCGAAGAAGGCCAGUACAACCUCAACUUCCACAACUGCUACAACAUGGUGCCCGGGCAGGAGCAUCCGUUCGACAUCACUGUCAUGAUCCGGGAGAAAAACCCAGAGGGCUUCCUGUCAGCAGCGGAAAUUCCCCUUUUCAAGCUCUACAUGGUCAUGUCCGCCUGUUUCCUGGCUGCCGGCAUCUUCUGGGUGACCGUCCUCUGCCGGAACACGUACAAUGUUUUCAAGAUCCACUGGCUGAUGGCGGCCCUGGCUUUCACCAAGAGCAUCUCCCUCCUCUUCCACAGCAUCAACUACUACUUCAUCAACAGCCAGGGCCACCCCAUCGAAGGCCUCGCUGUCAUGCACUACAUCACACACCUGCUGAAGGGUGCCCUCCUCUUCAUCACCAUCGCCUUAAUCGGCUCUGGCUGGGCCUUCGUCAAGUACGUCCUGUCGGAUAAGGAGAAGAAGAUUUUCGGGAUCGUGAUCCCCCUGCAGGUCCUGGCCAACGUGGCCUACAUCGUCAUCGAGUCCCGGGAGGAGGGCUCCAGCGACUACGGGCUCUGGAAGGAGAUCCUGUUCCUGGUGGACCUCAUCUGCUGCGGCGCCAUCCUCUUCCCCGUGGUCUGGUCAUCUGUUACGUCUACUUCACGCGCAUCAUCGCCAUCCUCCUGCGAGUGGCGGUGCCCUUCCAGUGGCAAUGGCUGUACCAGCUCUUGGUGGAGGGCUCGACCCUGGCCUUCUUUGUGCUCACGGGCUACAAGUUCCAGCCCACGGGGGACAACCCGUACUUGCAGCUGCCCCAGGAGGACGAAGAGGACGUGCAGAUGGAGCAAGUAAUGACAGACUCUGGGUUCCGGGAAGGCCUGUCCAAAGUCAACAAAACAGCCGGCGGGCGGGAGCCAUUGUGAUCCCUCGUCGCGGACAUGACCGUCCUCCCAGCCCCACACACACUUGUCACUCCAGCUGUCCCCAAAGCGUGUGUGGAGGCGUGGGAGGUGGAAGAGACCAGCCGAUGAUGCGCCCGGACCCCUGGGGCAGGGUCCCCAGAUGAGCCUGCUCAGCAGAGGACAGAAGGCCCCUCCUCCCCCCCAAGGACUGAGCAGCCCGUCCUCACCCCGGGCCCACCCCCACGCGUCCCCCUGUACAGUGACCAGCCUGUUUCGCUACCGUGGUGUCUUACCUUUCUGGGGGCCGAGGUCUAAGCAGAGAUUGUGUUUACAGUCAAGAAAUGUGUAUUCACUGUGUGUUGGGGGGUGUCCAUUGCUUUAUAUACUCAAUAAAUACUCAUUGAGCAACU
Tupaia belangeri chinensis (Chinese tree shrew) is the source of this 1939-nucleotide messenger RNA. RefSeq names its product G protein-coupled receptor 108 (gene GPR108). The record is from RefSeq and is a predicted model, not a curated record. Gene Ontology annotation, cellular component: Golgi apparatus; membrane. Gene Ontology annotation, biological process: transport. NCBI's taxonomy places the organism in Eukaryota, Metazoa, Chordata, Mammalia, Scandentia, Tupaiidae.